Molecule: messenger RNA, 584 nt
Organism: Schistosoma turkestanicum
Lineage: Eukaryota; Metazoa; Platyhelminthes; Trematoda; Strigeidida; Schistosomatidae
Source: the annotation of a GenBank genome assembly
GUUUUUAGCAGUAUAUGUUGUCUAGUUCAUCAAAAUAGUGUUUAUCUUUUUCUUAAUUUCCAACAAAAUUUCAAGGAAGAAUUAGAUCAAUCACUUGGCCGAUACAAUAGAUUAGUCCCUACUUAUCAAAUGCAGCGUUUUCGUUUCAAUAAAAAAGCAGCCAUUGAUUAUUUGAUGAAAACUAAACAAACGAACACAAAUGAACAAGACGAACAACGUGAUCGUAAUACGAUUCAAGAUCAAAACAAAGACGACACACCACAAACUGAGGAUAGUAGUCAGAGUUUAUGGGAUCCCCGUUAUAUGGCUGAAGUAGUGCGCGACUUUUACCGUGAAUUGGCUAAGUCAUGGGCGAGUAUUCUACGAGGCUUUAAAGAUCACAGAUAAUACUGAGUAAUAUCCCGAAAUAUUACUACGUAUAUUUAUAUCAUAGUUAAUGAGCAAAGCCCGCUCGGUCCUCAGGUUUGUAAAUGUUUUUUUCAACUAGGCUUAAUUGAGGUAAUUAAAGGAAUUAUAGCACUUUAAUAUUUUUUAAUGAAACAAAAAUCUACUUUUAAUGAAGGAGUUGUAUAAUUAUGAAGUUG